GGCCAUCAUCAUUAUAUUAUCAUUGAGAAUUUGUUUUUCAGUCUGUUCAGUAACAACCAGACAUAACCAGUCUCUCUAAUAGUCUAAUAUGUCGUCGGCAUUCAAAUUUAAAAACUUUACAUCAAAGCUUCUUGCUUUUCUAUUAAUAUUGAGUUCUUCCCAUGGGGCAUAUGUACCUAAAGUGAAUUCUGAUACAGAUGUGAUUAUAAUUGGUGCUGGUCCAGCAGGAGUAGCAGCUGCUACCAAAUUGGAUCAGCAAGGUAUAAAUGUUAAAGUAUUCGAAGCCAAUGAGUGGAUUGGUGGAAGAGUUCACAGCAUUAAAUUCGGGGACGCCUGGGUGGACCUGGGCGCUGAAUGGUGUCAUGGGGAGAAGGAAAAUAUUGUUUUUGAUCUUAUGAAAGAGUCACAGGUGUUACAACAUCCAAAUUACACGUUUGAAAUGGCGGUUUCUGAUGGGCAUAUUGUUGAUGAGGAGUUUUCUACGCAAUUAUUCACGAUUUUUGAUGAGUUGUUCACACCAGAUGGCGCUAGAAACUCUACAGUUGAAGAUUCUGUUGGAACAUACUUUACUAAAUGGGCUUAUCACACUUUUAAUCUUUACGUUUUAAGUUCCGAAGGAGCUUUCUCAUGGUUUGAACCAGCGGCAUUGUCAGAUUAUAAAGAUUGUGAUGGUGACCAUGCUAUUACAUGGAACGGUUUAGGUUAUAAAACUAUUUUGGACAAAUUAAUGGCGAAUUUUGAUCAGAAAAAGAUCAAUCUUCUCACAGUAGUGAAACAAAUCACUUUUGAUGAGGAUAAAGAUCAAGUCACUGUUUUGUUAGCAACAGGAGAGAAACACACUGCAAAACAUGUCAUUUUCACUCCUUCUUUGGGAGUUUUGAAACAUGAUCAUAAAAGUUUGUUUCAACCGCCAUUACCGCAACGUAAAGUAGAAGCUAUUGAAGCGCUAGGAAUCGGGGCAGUUAUGAAGGUUAUGUUGCACUUCCCCGAACAUUGGUGGGCUACCAAUGGAUCAUUUUCAGGGUAUUCUUUUGUGUGGACCCAGGAGGAUAGAGAUACUUUAGCUACACAAUACCGAAAAGGACCUUAUAGAAAUAAUUUAUCUUGGUUAACCAAUUUUAUGGGAAUGUACCGCGUGGAACAAAACCCCAAAGUAUUGUCAUGCUGGUUCACAGGCGAGUUUGUUCCUGAAAUAGAAACAAUGAGCGAUGACAUUUUACUCGACGGAAUCAACUUUACCAUCAAUAAAUUCCUAGGGAAAAAGUAUAAUGUUCAGCAACCGGAUGACUUUAGAAAAUCAGCGUGGUAUUCUAAUGAAUUCGUACGUGGUACUUACUCGUACCAAACACUUGCAUCUAGAAAAAUCCAAAAUCCUUCGGCGAAUGUUAUUUUAAGUCAGCCAAUCUUAAACAAAGACAAUAUUCCUAGAAUUUUGUUUGCUGGUGAAGCUACUCAUCCGAGGUUUUACUCCACGGUUCAUGGCGCUAUUGAGUCUGGUUUCAGGGAGGCUGAUAGGUUAAUUGAGAUCAUAAAACAUUGAAAUCAUCAUCAACUGAUGUUUUUAUCCCGCUGAAUAUAUGAAUGGGGAUCAAAUAAACAAAACAAUAAUACCUCUUGUAUAAAAA
Molecule: messenger RNA, 1625 nt
Organism: Dalotia coriaria
Lineage: Eukaryota; Metazoa; Arthropoda; Insecta; Coleoptera; Staphylinidae
Product: spermine oxidase-like
Exons: 4
Coding region: 89-1540 (483 amino acids)
Molecular function (GO): polyamine oxidase activity
Source: RefSeq, a predicted model, not a curated record